Cuscuta campestris is the source of this 3311-nucleotide messenger RNA. NCBI's taxonomy places the organism in Eukaryota, Viridiplantae, Streptophyta, Magnoliopsida, Solanales, Convolvulaceae. The record is from the annotation of a GenBank genome assembly.
AACAACUCAGAUUUAGAGUUUAUACCAGCAAAAAAACUAUUCGAGGCUCGAAGUUCUUUGAUUUGAUGCUGAAAUUUCCAUCAUUUGUCGUUCUCUGCUGCCCAGCUCGUAGCGUCAACCAUAAGGUCUUCACUCCUCCCCUGGUUGCUGGCACACCCUUCCGCACCCUCCAAAAACUAGCCCUUUCGUUGUCUCACCUUCGUCGGACUCUGCUUCCCCAGAAUGAAAGAAGAAAAUAGUCGAAGGAGACAACGGCGGGAUUGGGAUUAUGGUUCGAAACCCUAGCUCUAGAACAUGAAUCUUUGAUGCAUAAAACAGCAAGAAGAUGCAGUGAUCGAGUAGGAACCCAAAGAGCGAUGGUCUUGAGAACUACCCCCGGCGAGAAACUUGUGACGAAACUUGUGACGAGAUGGUACAGAAACGAAGCCAAAUUCAUAGUCCAACCAUUAGUGUUUUCAAGGCAACAUGGCCGGCUUCGUCAGUCUUCUCGAAGUCUGCAAGAGCGGGAACCCACAACUCGCCAUUGUCUGUGCAUCUUCAAGCUCCGUCUACGUCUUGAACUCCAAAGUUCCCUUUUCUGAAUAGGACCGAACAGAUCUGCCGAUGAGCUUCUAUGCCGCCACCAAGAAAGCUGGUGAGGCAAUCGCCCACCCCAUCGUCUCAACUAUCAUAUCCCUCACGGCGUCUCCUGGACUUUAUUCUAAGGCCCAUUAGAAUCCUCUUGCGUAGUUUCUAACUUCCUAUUUUUUUAAUGUUAUUGACUACAUUACAAUACAUUAUACGGAGUACUUUUUUCUCAGAUUUUAUAUAGCCUUCUACUCUCCUGUAUCACCUCUUGACAAGUAACUCCUAAAGAUGAUCUUAGGCUCAAUCUCCGCCUAAAAUAUACUAAGAAAUCUCCACAUGGUGCAAUAUUUGUUAAACAAAACCUCCCAAAGGUUCUUGACGGGCUAGCAGCUCGGAUAACAACCGCGGUUCAAGGCUAUCAUCCUACAUCAAAACUAUUUGGGGAGUGUUGUUUGCAGGUCCCAGUGGGCGUGGUUGAAGCCAUGACAGUGUUAAAACAUCCAUUGGCCAGUUUCAAACACCUAAAGGUUGCUUUGUUGUGAGUUUUCAGUUCCUUAAGGCUUGGGUGCUAUUUUAUGGUCAUAUUUAAGCUGAAAGUUGAGAUAUAUGCAUUGUUUACAGCUGAUUUUUGGAUACUAAUGAAAAGUUCCGCAUUUUGAAAAGUUAUUUUUGGACUUGUAAGCUGAUUUUUUGAGUGCAAAAUGCAAAUUUUACACUUUUUACAGCUUAUAGGUGCUGAAAUAGAAAAAAAUCUGCAAUCUUUUCUUGGUGUUCAAUCUGAUUUUGAGUUCAUCAGAUGCAUCUAAGCUGCAAUAUGAUGUUAUUAGAUGUAUAUGAGCUGCUUUGCAUGUGCUUGAUAUGACUUUACCUUCUCAUAUGCCGCAUUUUGUUUUGAAAAGUGCAAAAAGGCACAAGAAUUUGUUUCCAGAACUUGAUUUGAGGCUUAAAAUCUGCUUCUUUAAAUCUGAUUUUUAUCUCUUCAAAGCUAAAGACUUGGUCUUAGUCAUGUUUUUGCAGAUUUUGGGUCCACCGAACACAUCAAGGAGAGGAAAACGAUAAACUGAUGCUGCGUAUACUUUUUUGUUGAAUUCCCCAAUCUCCUUCUCUCUUUGCUAAGCUUGUUUUAUAUUGCCAUUUGCAUACCAUAUAGAUGCAUUGGGGACUAUGCACAUUUUAAGUGUGGGGGGAGUUGCUUAUGCUUGUGUCAUUGCUUAAAAAGACUUUUGGGGCAAAAAAAAUUUCAAAAAAAUAGGUUUUGGGUCCAAAUAUUUUCAUUCUUAGUUGCAUAUCUUCUUAUUUAGAGCAUUGUUUUCAAAAAUUGACCCAAAAACCUCAUUGUUUUCCUUGGGGCUUUAUUCUGAAAGAUAGCAAGUGUAUAUUUUAUAAACCCGCAUUGAGUCUUAUGCUCUUUUCUUGGUAAAAAAAAUGACCUUAAAAUGUUUGAAAUCCUUCUAGGAAUCCCAUAGAAUUUUGUUUUCUAGAACUGGCCAUCCACAUACUACCUAGAUGAUGCCUUAUCAACCAUUGCUUGAUAUUAAAAUCUGGGAAAGAAACCAGUUUUAGUAGCCCUUUUAUUUUUAGAAAAGCGUGUGAUUUUAAUAUUCUUAGGCUUAUUGAUGAACCUUGCUAUCGCUGCUAUUGAGCCGUUCUAAACCAUAGGAUUUCGCUAGGAAUCUUUUUUGUAGCAGCUUUAGAGCAUUUGUUAGAACCCAAAAAAAAUCCACACCUGAGUUUUCCAUCCUUGUAGGAUUUCUAGCUCACUUUGUUUUUAAAAUGUGAAUGAGCAUAAAAUCUUAAGUGUGGGGGUUUAAGGUUCACUUUGUUUUUUCUUGAUGAUGAUAAAAACAAAUAAUGUACUCUUUUUGGUCUUUUGAACGAGAACGUUCAAGUCUUAAGUGUGGGAGUAUUUGAUAAGUCGUUUUUGGGUUAGUUCUUUUUAUUCUUUUUUAGGUAUUUUUAAUAAUUUUAGUAUUUAAUUUUUAGUUGUUUAGCUUAGUUUUAUUUUAAUUAUUAUUUUUUACAAUCUUAUUAUUUUCUUUCAAAAAUAGUAGCUUUUUAAUCAUUUUUUUAACAUUUUAUUAUUGUCUUCAUUUUUAUUUUAUUUUUCCUAACCCACAAUUAUCAGAUAUCUUAUUUUUUGGAGAAAAGUAUAACAAAAGGCCAAAGUGCAGCUCAAGUUUGGAAAGAAGAGAAAGAUUUUGGAUCAGAGCCCAAACCCAACAUUAAAGAAUCAGCCCAAAACCUUACCUCCCUCCACUUUACUUUUACUUUCACGCAAGGAAAAAAAAAAGAAGUCAAAGAGCAGAGGUUCUUCCUCUUCGUAGAUUGCAGAGCGCAUAACUCCUCCAACGUUCGGCUCCAUCAAAUUCGCGACAUUCAAUUCUCAACGGGAAGUAAUUCAACGGUAAAUUACUCCUUCUUGCUAUAAAUUAGAGCAACAUCAACACAUUUGAAGAAGGGGGGGAAAUAUCACGCAGAGAGCCGCGGCAACUGAGAUUGAAGCCGCGCACCAGAGGAGGAAGCAGACGGCGGCGGACCACUGCUCGCCGGCGGACGACGAUGGUGGGGAGCAACCUUUCUUCGAGCUCCAAUCCCUUAAUUUCUUCAUCUUCUUCAACAAAGUGGUAACCCUAGCUUGUUUCUCCAAUUUUGUUCUCCAAUUCUUUGUAAAGUGUUGUUUUUAGUUUAAUUUUUACAUUUUUGUUUAUUUGUUUGUGUUAAUUUCAUAAAUUCCAAAAUGGUUG